Messenger RNA from Darwinula stevensoni, 5170 nucleotides. The record is from the annotation of a GenBank genome assembly. Lineage: Eukaryota; Metazoa; Arthropoda; Ostracoda; Podocopida; Darwinulidae.
AUGCUCGAACUCAACCCAGACGUGAACGCGUUCCAACGCAAGUUCGUGAAUGAGGUGAGACGAUGCGACGAGAUGGAACGAAAGUUGCGUUUCCUGGAGGGUGAGAUCUCCAGGGACAAUAUUUCCUUUGAUGCGGGAGAAAAUCCGGAAGCUCCUCAGCCGAAGGAAAUCGUGGAUAUGGAGGCUACAUUCGAGCGUCUGGAGAAGGAGCUCCGAGAGGUGAAUGCCAAUGCCGUGGCCCUGAAGAAGAAUUUCUUGGAGCUGACCGAGCUGAAAUACAUCUUGCGCAAGACCCAGGGGUUCUUCGACGAGGUGCGUCUUCGCGAAGGCCCAGAGCGCAGAUUUUUCUCACGGCAGGAAUUGUUCGAACAGUACGAGGGAAGCAACGAAGUGGAAGAAGUUGCCAAGUCGGUGCUCCAAGCAGAAGCCGGUGCUCCUAAUUCUCAGCAAGGACCACUCGGAUUUGUAGCAGGAGUGGUCUUACGCGAUCGCAUGGCCGGAUUCGAGCGCAUGCUCUGGAGAGCCUGUCGCGGAAACGUCUUUCUCCACACUGCCGAGAUCGAAACUCCUCUCAACGAUCCGAUCACCGGUGACGAGGUGCACAAGUGCGCGUUCGUCAUCUUCUACCAGGGAGACCAGCUGAAGACGCGCGUGCGGAAGAUCUGCGAGGGGUAUCGGGCCACGCUUUACCCCUGCCCCGAGGGUGCGGCCGAGAGACGGGAGAUGGCCAUGGGUGUUCUCACUCGCAUAGAGGACCUCAAAAUGGUGUUGAGCCAGACACAGGAUCAUCGUCAUCGAGUCCUGGUGGCAGCAGCCAAGAACCUGCACAACUGGUGGGUCAAAGUUCGCAAGAUCAAGGCCACGUACCACACAUUGAAUCUAUUCAAUCUGGAUGUCACUAACAAGUGCCUGAUCGCUGAGGGAUGGAUCCCUGCUCCUGACCUGGAGACCGUUCAACUUGCUCUUCGUCGGGGCGAUGAGCAGAGUGGAAGUUCCGUCCCCCCGAUCGUGAACUGCAUGGAGACAAAGGAAAACCCGCCAACCUAUAACCGCACGGACCAGUACACGCAGGCCUUUCAGAACUUGGUUGACGCUUACGGUGUAGCCGCGUAUCGCGAAGUCAACCCUGCUCCAUACACCAUCAUCACUUUUCCGUUCCUCUUCGCGGUGAUGUUCGGCGAUGCUGGGCAUGGAGUCAUCAUGGCUCUCUUUGCAUUUUGGAUGAUUUGGAAGGAGAAGUCGCUCCAGGCUCAAAAGUCUGGAAAUGAGAUUUUCAGUAUGUUCUUCGGUGGUCGGUAUCUGAUUUUCCUCAUGGGGCUGUUCUCCGUCUACAGUGGCAUCAUCUAUAACGACAUCUUCUCCAAGUCCUUCAACAUCUUUGGAACUUCCUUUAAUGCGAACUACAGUCUGAGUGACCUGCAGGGAAACAAGCACUUCCAGCUGGAUCCAUCUCGUGACGAUGACUAUAUUGGAUAUCCGUAUCCGUUAGGCGUGGACCCUGCAUGGGGGGUCUCGACAAACAAGAUCUCCUUCAUUAACUCCUACAAGAUGAAGAAUUCCAUCAUCUGUGGUGUGAUUCAGAUGUUGUUCGGAGUGUUACUUUCAGUCAUUAAUCACAGAUACUUCAAACGACCACUGAACAUUUGGUGCGAGUUCAUCCCACAGCUCGUGUUCAUGUGCUGCCUCUUUGGCUAUCUGGUAAUCUUGGUGUUCCAUAAGUGGGUCUUCUACUCGGCCAAAGAGGCAGGAUGUGCACCCUCCAUUCUCAUCACCCUCAUUAACAUGGUCCUCCUCAAGACUCCCCCUGCGUGCGAUAAGGCUGUCAAUCCGAAGUGCUGUGAUGCGUUCAUGUUUGCUGGGCAGGGAGGAAAUUCGCACACAAGUCUUUCUGAGAAUGGAGGCGCUGACUUGGUCGAGAAGGUCGAAGAUAGCAAAAGAGGAGGAGGGCACGGACACGGUCACGACGAACCCUUUGAAUUUGGGGAGGUGUUCGUGCACCAAGCCAUUCAUACCAUCGAGUACUGCUUGGGCACCAUCUCUCACACAGCGUCUUAUCUUCGACUCUGGGCCCUUUCACUUGCCCAUGCCCAACUGUCAGAAGUGCUGUGGAACAUGGUCUUUCGCAUCGGCCUGCACGCAUCAGGAUACAUGGGAGCCCUGAUGCUCAUCGUCGUGUUCGCCUUCUGGGCCGUUCUCACCAUCGGUGUCCUCAUCGUCAUGGAGGGACUCUCCGCUUUCCUUCAUUGUCUUCGGCUUCACUGGGUGGAGUUCCAGAGCAAGUUCUAUCUGGGGACAGGCGAGGAGAUGAUCCUCUGCCAGUUUUUUCUGCAGAGUGAAUCAGCCUAUGCCUGCGUCUCUGAGCUUGGAGAGCUGGGUUUGGUCCAGUUCCGAGAUCUCAACCCUGAUGUGAACGCAUUCCAACGCAAGUUUGUGAACGAAGUGAGACGAUGCGACGAGAUGGAACGAAAGUUGCGCUUCCUGGAGAGGGAGAUACGCAAGGACGAGAUUCCCAUCCUGGAUACGGGAGAAAAUCCAGAAGCUCCGCAGCCGAAAGAAAUGAUAGAUAUGGAGGCCACCUUUGAGCGACUGGAAAAUGAACUCCGAGAGGUUAACUCCAAUGCUGAAGCCCUGAAGAAGAACUUCCUGGAGUUGACCGAGUUGAAGCAUAUCUUGCGCAAGACCCAGGGAUUCGUGGCAGGAGUAGUUGCUCGUGAUCGUCUGCCCGCAUUCGAGCGCAUGCUGUGGAGAGCCUGUCGUGGGAAUGUAUUUCUCCGCACUGCUGAGAUCGAAACUCCUCUCAACGAUCCUAUCUCUGGAGACGAAGUCCACAAGUGCGUGCUCCUCAUCUUCUUCCAAGGCGAGCAGCUUAAGACUCGUGUGCGAAAGAUUUGCGAAGGAUUCAGGGCCACUCUUUACCCUUGCCCUGAAACACCAGCUGAACGACGGGAAAUGGCCAUGGGGGUCAUGACUCGCAUUGAGGAUCUCAACACGGUGUUGAGCCAGACACAGGAUCAUCGUCAUCGAGUCUUGGUGGCAGCAGCCAAGAACCUGCAUAACUGGUGGAUUAAGGUCCGCAAGAUCAAGGCCAUCUACCACACAUUGAAUCUAUUCAACCUGGAUGUUACUCACAAAUGCUUGAUUGCUGAGGGAUGGGUCCCUUCUCUUGACCUGGAAACAAUUCAACUUGCUCUUCGCCGGGGCACUGAGCAGAGUGGGAGUUCAGUACCACCAAUUGUAAAUCGUAUGGACACCAAGGAAGAUCCUCCGACCUAUAACCGCACAAACAAAUUUACACAGGCAUUUCAGAACUUGGUUGAUGCUUAUGGUGUGGCUACCUAUCGUGAAGUCAACCCAGCUCCCUAUACCAUCAUCACUUUUCCAUUCCUGUUUGCGGUGAUGUUUGGUGAUGCUGGGCAUGGAACCAUUAUGGCUCUUUGUGGAUUCUGGUUGAUUUGGAAGGAGAAACCUCUUCAGGCUCAGAAGUCAAGCAGUGAGAUUUUUAGUAUGUUCUUUGGUGGACGGUAUCUCAUUUUUCUCAUGGGAAUAUUUUCUGUGUACACGGGACUCAUCUAUAAUGACAUCUUCUCCAAAUCCCUCAACAUCUUCGGCAGUUCUUUUCAAGUCAACUACAAUCUGAGUACCCUCCAGGGACGCAAGGACUUCCAGCUGAAUCCAAACUCUAGCAGCGAUGACUAUGCUGGAUAUCCAUAUCCAUUUGGGAUGGACCCUGCAUGGGGGAUCUCAGCUAACAAGAUCUCCUUUACCAACUCCUACAAGAUGAAGAAUUCCAUCAUCCUUGGUGUCAUUCAGAUGGUGUUUGGUGUGGCACUCUCUCUUGUCAAUCACAGGUAUUUCAAGCGGCCACUGAACAUUUGGUGCGAGUUCAUCCCACAGCUUGUGUUCAUGUGCAGUCUCUUUGGCUAUCUGAUCAUCUUGGUGUUCCACAAGUGGGUCUUCUUCUCAGCUGACCAGGCAGGGUGUGCACCCUCCAUCCUCAUCACACUUAUAAACAUGGUCCUUCUGAAAACUCCUCCUGAAUGCAAUAAGGACAUCAAUCCCAAAUGCUGUGAUGCAUACAUGUUUGCUGGACAGAACUCCCUGCAAAAGUUCCUGUUGGGAGUGAAUUCACAUGCCAGUCUGACUGAAGAAGGAGGCACCGAAACAGAAGAGACAGGUGGAGGUCACGGAGGAGGAGGGCAUGGAGAGGAUGAACCAUUUGAAUUUGGAGAGGUGCUUAUACAUCAAGCCAUACAUGCGAUUGAAUACUGCCUGGGUACCAUAUCUCAUACAGCUUCCUAUCUUCGACUCUGGGCCCUCUCCCUAGCCCAUGCCCAAUUGUCUGAAGUGUUGUGGAACAUGGUCCUUCGAAUUGGUCUGAGAGCAUCUGGAUAUUUGGGUGGCAUAGUGCUCUUUGCUGUGUUUUCCUUCUGGGCUGUUCUCACUGUCGGUAUCCUUGUCAUCAUGGAAGGACUCUCCGCUUUUCUUCAUUGUCUUCGACUUCAUUGGGUGGAGUUCCAGAGCAAGUUCUAUCAGGGGACAGGAUAUGCAUUUGUGCCAUUCUCAUUUGAAGUCAUCUUGGAUCAGGCCCGUGCAUCUGAAGAUUAGUCUUCCUGUCUGUCCCAGUAACCUUUCCAUUUUCCCCAUGUCCCUAAAAGUACAGACUCCAAGCUUGUGCAUGAAGAAGAGAUGCAUCCUAGCUUCCUCGAUUUUCCUCUCUGCAUAUAACUCAGAUCAUGCUGGCCUCUUUUAAGUGAAAUGCUUUUCAUAAAUAGCUGGAAUGUUUCACAGGAUAAAGAGGUGAAGUGGUUGUAUCCAUCAGUUGGUUUGGGGUAGCCAGAAAUUUACAACAAAUAAAAUGGAAAAUGGUAAGGAACACCUGCUAAACAAUCAUUGUAAUGAAUGCAUGGAGGUGCUGUUGCAUGCCACAUAGGAGUAUUUUCAUGUUCAGCAUUUCAAGGAACUGUGCAAAAGCUAUCUAUGGUGGGUCACCAACAGCACUAUGAGGUUUGCCAUGACAGAUGGGUUAUUAUUUGUGAUUCUCCUAUUGUCAUCAGAUGAUGUCCCCUGCUUAGAUUUUUCCUUGGAGUCUGUACCUUCCUUUCACCCAAACAUUCCCUUAUCCAUUAUCAAGAAACAUGUCAUAGAUGUGGUAGUGAAAUAUAUAUGACCA